Messenger RNA from Paraphaeosphaeria sporulosa, 1174 nucleotides. RefSeq names its product peroxisomal 2,4-dienoyl-CoA reductase-like protein SPS19. Gene Ontology annotation, biological process: fatty acid catabolic process. The record is from RefSeq and is a predicted model, not a curated record. The coding region runs from base 198 to 1145 and encodes 315 amino acids. Lineage: Eukaryota; Fungi; Ascomycota; Dothideomycetes; Pleosporales; Didymosphaeriaceae. The transcript is spliced from 4 exons. Gene Ontology annotation, molecular function: 2,4-dienoyl-CoA reductase (NADPH) activity.
CAGCUUUAGAUCUCACGGCAGCAGCUUCUUCCACACAGCGUGAGCAUUUCCCUACUUCAACCGGAGAGCCUCCAGCUUGUUCGCCGUUGGUCGCCGUGGCCUGUCCGAGACGCCAGCUUACAUUCGCCAGCUCCGCGCUGCAACAGUCCUCCGAAACCGAACAAACCACACGUCCUCUUUGGAAAACACCACGCACCAUGCCCAUGGAGAAAUACGAGUACUUGAGCGAUGUGUGGAGGGACGGUAUUUUCGAUAACAAAGUAGUCUUCUGCACCGGCGGAGCAGGCUCAAUAUGCUCCGCUCAAGUCCGCGCUAUGGUACACCUCGGUGCUAAUGCCUGCAUUAUCGGACGCAAUGUCGAGAAGACGGAGAACAUGGCCAAAGACAUCGCAACCGCAAGGAAGGGUGCAAAGGUGCUCGGUCUCGGUGCUGUGGACGUAAGGAAACCAGAGGCGCUUGUCGCCGCCGCAGAGCGUUGUGCGAAGGAGCUGGGCAGCAUAGAUUUCGUGAUUGCCGGUGCAGCAGGCAACUUCCUCGCUACUAUCGAUCAGAUAUCGUCAAACGCGCUGAAGUCGGUCAUGGACAUUGAUGUGCUGGGUUCCUACAAUACACUGAAAGCUACUCUACCUUACCUGGUCGAGUCAGCAGAAAAGUACAAAGUAGACGGCAAGACGCGCCCCAAAGCUGGCACUGGAGGACGCAUAAUCUUCGUCAGUGCCACCCUACACUAUUCAGGUACACCGCUGCAGAGUCAUGUCUCUAUCGCCAAGGCAGGUGUCGACGCCAUGUCGGUCUCUGUGGCCAUCGAGCAAGGACCGAAAGGCAUCACUUCAAACGUGAUUGCGCCGGGCCCCAUCGCGGACACAGAGGGCAUGGCGCGUCUGUCUACAGAUGACAGCCGCAAGGAGACGCCUCGCCUGAUCCCGUCCCAGAGAAUGGGCUACGUCAAAGAGAUAGCAGACGCCACCGUCUACCUCUUUUCGGACGCUGGAAACUUUGUCAAUGGCGAGACGAUCGUCGUGGAUGGCGGUCAAUGGCACACACAGAGCAUCGACAAAGGCGCCUUCAAGUAUCCCGACUUCCUGCUCUCAGGAGAGACGGUGACGGGGGUGGCUGGCAUGAAGAAGUCGAAGUCCAAAUUGUAGAUAUCAAAUACCAUCUACCACUCCGAGAC